Molecule: messenger RNA, 1065 nt
Organism: Eptesicus fuscus (big brown bat)
Lineage: Eukaryota; Metazoa; Chordata; Mammalia; Chiroptera; Vespertilionidae
Product: fibrous sheath CABYR-binding protein-like
Exons: 3
Coding region: 29-1036 (335 amino acids)
Source: RefSeq, a predicted model, not a curated record
CUCAGAUACACACAUUGGAGAGGACACCAUGUUUUCGUGUUGUCUCCCUGUGUCCCGAGGCCGAGGCCUCAAGAGAGGCAGCGAUGAGAGUACAUUUGACCAAGGCUGCCACUGGGUCUGGACUCAUCCCAUUCGACGCCUGUGGCCCUUUACAAAAUGGGACCGAGAGAGCUCAACUCGGGUCACAGAGGAGCAGCAGCUGGUCGACGAAAACCCCAGCCCCGCCUUCACCCUUGAGGGGCAGGUGGGCCAUACUACUGAGGGCCAGAGCAGGCCCGAAGUGCAUAUGGCCAGCUGGGGGUCUGGGGAGCCAGGGCCCUUGAGUGACCAGAGAUGGAGUCCUCCCCAGAAGCCGCUCAGGCUCCUCAAGCCUCCAACCUGGAAACCGCUCAGUCAGCAAAGGCAGAUCCCAAUUUUCCGCUCCCUCCUGGAGCCCCCCAGGCUCCUCAGGAAGUUUGCAGCAUGUGAUGCCUCCCUGGAGCACCAGGCCCAUGCAAAUCACACCGGGUCAGAGGACCUGGAGCCCAAAGAGGCAGAACCCACGGCACCGGCCCAGGAGGCAGAGGAGGCUCCUGGGGUAACACCUGAAGUCUAUACAGAGGAGCCUCAUGAAGCGCUGGAGGCGUGGGCACCUCCAGAGCUCCUGCCACCGCCAGCAGCCUCUCCGGUGGCAGCUGUGGAGCCGGGGCCGGCCUGGGAGGCACCUGCAGACAUGACUGAGGCCCCACCACCCCUGGAUGAGGAGCCCUCCCUGGAACCUGCCCAGGGUCCUGCCUCAGAGGAGGAGCUGCCUCCUGAAAGCCCAGCAGCGCCAGCUCCAGAGCCGCAGGCUGAGACUGCUCACCGUCUCCCCUCAGAAAAACUUGUGCGACCCCCAUCAUUCAACUUUGUCUUCUUUUUUGUUUCCAUUUUCUGUUUUACUCUUCUUUAUGGGGUGAUUCAGUUGUUUAUUGUUUUAUUUUUAUUUUGGAGUCUUUUGCUUUUUCUCUUCUCUAUCCUACUUUCUUCUUUUAUGCUUUGUUUCUUCAUGGGGUGACUCAAUUAAAUAAAUAAAUAAACAAACAA